This is a messenger RNA of Letharia lupina, 3042 nucleotides long. RefSeq lists its product as uncharacterized. The coding region runs from base 1 to 3042 and encodes 1013 amino acids. The transcript has 6 exons. NCBI's taxonomy places the organism in Eukaryota, Fungi, Ascomycota, Lecanoromycetes, Lecanorales, Parmeliaceae. The record is from RefSeq and is a predicted model, not a curated record.
AUGCCCACUUCAAAAGCGACGGCAACCGAGAAGAAUGGCCUUCCCACUCCACCCAACGAUUCGCCCCCACCUCCAGCCUACACACAGGGCGAAUACCACUCUGAGGUGCCUGAUAUUACUGCAGCCUUCUCCAAUCUCAACCUAACCCCUUCCCCCAAACCAACCCCUGACGUCUGUAUCGCACAUCUCAAGCUCCUCGAAGCCUUUCAUCAGCUUCGUGAGGAUGUUGCCUUUGAAGAUGGUCGUUUCGGCAUUAACGAUGCUUUCGCCGAUGCUGGCGAAUCCGACCGGGAACGCGCCGAACUACUGACAAAGAUCCGCGAGAAGCGCUGGCAAGUCUACGUUCACAAGGCUUCCAAACGAUUCGAACGAUGGUGGACCACAUGCGUUGAAACCAACGACGAGACCAAAAGGCUUCUUGGCCAGAGCAAGAUCCCCAUUGUCUUCAGUCAAAGCCCAGAUGCUGGUCAGCGGUUGGAAUGGAGCAAAGACCAUUUGCCUCCUCUUGAUGUGAUCAUGGUUUGGCAUGCAUACAUGCUCAACCCAAGAGAUUUUCUCGAAGACUGCCUCCGUCAAGGAAAGAUGAAAUUUUGGAGAGCUGGCUUGCCAUGGGCGGUCAUCGACCCCUGCAUCGAUAACAAUACCUUCGAAUACAGCGCAACACAGGCAGCGAUGGAAAGCUUCGAGGAUUCGACAGGCUAUAGAUGGAACAGUCUAAAUGAUCACCCCAAUGCCACUAUCGAAUGUCCAUUUUGCAGACGAAAACUGUAUCUGCCGCGGACAAGAUGGGAUUCGCAACGUGCAUGGACAAGAACAAGCUCACGGAAAGACGCCGAACUCUACGGAGAAUUGACCGCGGCAGGAGUUGCAGAUAAGAGCUUUGAAGUCCAGUGCCAAUGCGGCAUCGUCAUCGAUCACGAAAUGCACAGAACUCAAAAGUUCCGAAGAGACAUACAGGCACUGCGUAAUCUGGAUGUCCCAAUGCCCGGCACGAUCUUGAACGAAACUGGCAUUGUAGAGGCGUCCGUUGCUUCUUUAUUUCCGAAUCGUCUCAUUGACGGACCCAGGAAAUUACUAUACACCAAGCUAGAAGCACUCACUCUCCCUCGGAAUCCCCCCAACAAGAAGAUGACCGACAUUCGCAGAGAGAUCGAAACUUUUCUAAAAGACAAGGCCUACAUCAAGAGUACAAAUAGCAGCACUAGCCACGUCCUUAAACGCGCAGAGAAAAUCGCGAUUCGCCGCAUGAUGUCUCGCUACUGGGACAAUUCUUCUCCUUUUGCUCUCGACCUCGUCGGCGCUGUCAUCCGUCAAUGUUCAUUCAUUGAGAAAAUGCACUCAAUCGACUGGAUUCACUCACCAGCGGCCACCUCCACCAUGGCUCGUCUCAUCCAGAAGUACACUCGCUACAUUGACAUAAUCGCCUCUCACCCAAGUCACACCGCGGUCCCUACUCUCGACGUUGACCUGGCAUGGCACACGCACCAGCUUUCUCCACCCUACUACUACGCCUACACAGUAGCCAAAACCGAACGCUUUAUCGACCACGACGACAAGAUCGAAGAAACGAUCUUGUCUGACGCUUUCGAAUGGACGAGUAAAAUCUAUCAGAAAACCUACAACGAGCUCUACUCAGAGUGCACAUGCUGGUACUGCGAAGCUAUCCGAGAAUCCCACACGUCUUCGGUCAAACGCGUAUUUGGAGGCAACAAGGCUAUCGAGUCUCAACUCGACCGCCUCCACGCCGGGAACAAAGACCCCAACACAUCCCCCCACAUAUCCGCCCAUAGUGCAAUCAAAGCGGAAAAGGACGUCAGCCGAGGCAUACGUGACGCCAACGUGAAAGCCAAACUCGAGCGCGACUAUCAAAAAGCUUGCAACCAUGCCCGCAAGAAGGGCCGCACGCCGCCCACCAGAGAUCAGUACAGUGGUCCUGAUUCCGCAAUGGCGUAUGGGUACCCGAUAUACAUGCCCUACUAUGCGCCGUACAUGGGCGAUCCAUGUCGAAUCCCGGAUGUGCGAAUUUCACGGCAGGCGCUCCUGGCAACUGUUGCGCGGGCGCUUGCGGAGGUAGUGUCGCGGCUGGGUCCUGUGGUGGAGGCGGAUCUGGGGGUUGUGCUGGGGGUGCAACCGGGGGUGCAGCCGGGGGAUGUGGUGGGAGCAGUGGUGGGGGGUGUGGAGGAGGCGGGGGCGGAGGAUGUGGCGGUGGCUGCGGCGGUGGUGGUUGAUGAUCUGGGAGAGAUUGAGAUCUACAGUUCAGGAGAGUAUCAAGCAAAACAGCAGCACACGGCACCAUCAGCGCCAAAUCAUGCGAUACGCCAGAUCGACUUCACUCAGUCUUCUAGCGAGCUGAUCCUGGCGAAACUGGAUUCAACCUGUCGGUUAUCCACGAUUGUCAAGGAGACAACUUGCCCACAGCGCACAUCUCAUGAGCUCAUUUCAAUUGCCGAGGAGCUCAAUAGAGAGGCGCGAGACAUUGAUACCGCGUUGCAAGACUGGACAACCCAAUUCCCAAGCCCCUGGUGUUACCAACGACACACUCUGUCAGACCUUCAUCCGUGGCCCAUGAGAGAUUUCUAUUCCCCAGUAGUCUACAGCUACUCAACCCCUGCAUACGCAGCCCUCUGGAAUCAAUAUUCCGCUACGAGAAUGCUUAUCAAUAGUACACGCUUGAGGGCACUUGAACUCAGUCGCCCGAGUUUAGACGACUUCGCUUAUGAGCACCGUUUGGAAUGUCUCUCCCAUAUUGAAAUCAUGACCAAUGACCUAGCAUCUGGCGUACCCUUCUGUCUUCAAAGAUUCAAGGUCACAGACAGUCCCAACUCAUCCUCUCAUCAAGAUUCGAUCAGGUUGAACACGAACGAGGAUAUCAAGCCAUAUUUGGCUGGUCUGAUAAUAUGGCCUCUGAAUAUUGCUUCGAGCCUUGGAGAUGUGGAUGUCAAGCGCGGGUCGUGGUUCAGGUCUGAGCUCGCACGUCUUGGGAGAGUAGUAGGCUCCGGAAUUCUCGAAUGUGCCGAGACUGAUCAGUGGCUUAAACCUUGA